Messenger RNA from Talaromyces proteolyticus, 381 nucleotides. RefSeq lists its product as uncharacterized. The transcript has a single exon. The record is from RefSeq and is a predicted model, not a curated record. Lineage: Eukaryota; Fungi; Ascomycota; Eurotiomycetes; Eurotiales; Trichocomaceae. The annotation marks the transcript as partial.
CAUCAAGAACAACAGCAACAACAAGAUCAUCCCAGCGACGCUGUCAGCCUCGCCGAAUCAACCACAGACACAUUACUGCCAGACUACACAGCCAACUCCCCACGCCUCCCCUCGUACGCACGCGCAACAGCUCGCCAGGCAAUGACGGAGGAAGAGCGACUUGCGUCGUUGCACGCCUUUGUUGAGCGGAAGCAAAGCAUAAAUGACUAUUAUGGCGGACACAAAGGCUGUCCACAGGGGCCACCCAACGAUCCGCUGAAGCCGUUCAAGUGGAUAAAACGGAAAAUGAACGGCGAGAAGAAUGUCUGGCGGUCGUUGAGUGACGAGGAGAAGCGCAAGUGGGAGGAGUCUGGCGGCGAUAUCGAUGAGGAUAGUGGCGAG